Diaporthe amygdali is the source of this 1113-nucleotide messenger RNA. RefSeq lists its product as uncharacterized. The record is from RefSeq and is a predicted model, not a curated record. The transcript has a single exon. The coding region runs from base 1 to 1113 and encodes 370 amino acids. NCBI's taxonomy places the organism in Eukaryota, Fungi, Ascomycota, Sordariomycetes, Diaporthales, Diaporthaceae.
AUGUCGUCAAUUGGACCUCAACUACCACCACACCUCACCAAGCGCAAGCGCAGUCCCGAAGACGAAAGCCCAGACUCACCAUCAACCAAGACCUCAAGACCCAACAAUGACGAGAUAGCCCUUGACGGAGAAGACAGCGAUUCAGACGAUGGCUACGGACCAAGCGCGCCAAAGCCAGCAGCUGCUGCCACUGCUGGCCCCCAAAGACCAUCGAUAGGGCCAGCAUUACCAGCCACCACCGCCAACGGCAGCAACACAGACGAGAUCGCCCUGAACUCCGAGUCCGACGAUGACACAGGCCCAGCACCACCAGCACCAAAACCCACCGCCCAACAACCAAGGCGAGUGAUGGGACCCGCUCCCCCGCCCGCAGACCUCGCCACGCGGCCCACGACCGGUGCAGACUCAGACCCAGACCCAGACUCGGACUCAGACUCAGAAGACGACUACGGGCCCGCGCUGCCAGGCGCCGCACCCCAAAACGCCAACACCACCGCCGGCCCCUCCCUGCCGAGCUCCAACGCACCAGAGAAGCCCGCCGCGCCCCGCCGCGACGACUGGAUGCUCGCGCCGCCGGAGCCGACGGGGUACCAGGAGCGGGACCCGACCAAGAUCAAGGCGCGCAAGUUCGCGAGCGGGGCGAGCGCCACGUCGCGGCCGCAAGGCGGCGGCGGCGGUGGCAUCAGUGCCAUAUGGACCGAGACGCCCGAGGAGAAGGCGAAGCGGCUCGCGGACGCGGUGCUGGGGCGGGGCGCGGACGAGCAGCAGGCUACAGCAGCAGCGAAGGGCAAAGGCAGGAGUGCUGCUGCUGCUGCUGCCCGUGGUGGCGAGACCAAGGAGCAGCAGGACAAGAUCCGCGCCUUCACGGAGCAGACGCGGGGCAAGAGCAUGUACGAGGAGCACCAGGCGGCCAAGAAGGCCGGUGCCGCUGGUCCCGGCGGCGCCAAAAAGGGCGGGAACGACGACGAGGAGGACGACGACCCGAGCAAGCGGGCGUUCGACCGGGAGAAGGACAUGGGGCUCGGCAUGAAGAUCACGGCGUCGCAGCGCAAGGAGCUGCUGAGCCGGGCGUCGGACUUUGGCGGCCGGUUUCAGAAGGGUAAUUACCUGUGA